Triticum dicoccoides is the source of this 681-nucleotide messenger RNA. RefSeq names its product actin-related protein 2/3 complex subunit 5A-like. Gene Ontology annotation, biological process: Arp2/3 complex-mediated actin nucleation; regulation of actin filament polymerization. The coding region runs from base 1 to 408 and encodes 135 amino acids. The record is from RefSeq and is a predicted model, not a curated record. Gene Ontology annotation, cellular component: Arp2/3 protein complex; actin cytoskeleton. The transcript has 4 exons. Lineage: Eukaryota; Viridiplantae; Streptophyta; Magnoliopsida; Poales; Poaceae.
AUGGCCUCAGCAGCGUACCUCGAGACGGACGAGAACCUGGAGGCCCUCAUCAGCCGCAUCGAGCAGAAGUCCCGCAAGAUCGAGACCCUCCUCAAGCAGUCCAAGCCGGUGGAGGCCCUCAAGACGGCGCUCGAGGGGUCGCCCCUCAAGACCCGCGACGAGCGAUGCAAGUCGGCGAACUGGAUCGUGGUGCACCGCGCCAUGAUGGCGAUCAGGGACAUCGGCGGCAUGUUCAACUCACUGGACACCGAGUACUACGACAUCCUCAUGAAGUACCUGUACAGAGGUUUGUCCACUGGCGACCGGCCGACGUGCGACCAGUGCCUCAAAAUCCAUGAGAAGCUGACGGAGAGAGCUGGCUUAGGAUGCAUACUGCGGUCACUCGCCGACACUGUAAACACCGUGUGAACCUCCUUCGUCUUCAUUAAGUUCCUAUGCUGUGAAGAUCCCGUCAGGUCGAAUUAGUUCUAUGGACUUUAUAAAUGCAGAAGGUGAUUGUUGACCUCUUCUCUUUGCUGUUUGGCAGCUUCAUGGAUACUCUCUCUGUAAACUAAUAUAAAAGCGUUUAGAUCAUUAAAAUACGAAGGGAGUAGAUAAGAGCAUUGUUGUAUUGUGCCAUGCUUAGUGCUAGUUUGCUUAAUUGCAUCUUGAUUACAAGAUACGAAUUUCGGAUCCUUUUUC